Messenger RNA from Neoarius graeffei (lesser salmon catfish), 2005 nucleotides. It is a transcript of the gene vtnb, whose product is annotated as vitronectin b. Gene Ontology annotation, biological process: immune response; cell adhesion mediated by integrin; cell-matrix adhesion. The record is from RefSeq and is a predicted model, not a curated record. The transcript has 10 exons. Gene Ontology annotation, molecular function: polysaccharide binding; extracellular matrix binding; scavenger receptor activity. Lineage: Eukaryota; Metazoa; Chordata; Actinopteri; Siluriformes; Ariidae. The coding region runs from base 218 to 1603 and encodes 461 amino acids.
UGAUCAAGUGUCGGUCUGUGAACAGAGAGCAGAGUCAGGGAAGGACUAAAGCUGAUCAAUAAUUCCUCCAGUAAAGCACACAAAACAAACAGUCUGGUGACUUUUGAAGCGAUCAAUCUCCUACAAAACUGGAAGAAAAAAAAACCUCAACCACUGAUACUCAGAUUCACAGUAAAGUUGAAGAGACACAGCAGAUGAUGUUCUUCAAUUUCUCAACAUGAAAUUAGCUGUUUUAUUCCUGCUUUCAGUGUCAGCAUCCUCCGCUGCAGAAGAAUCGUGUGUUGGACGUUGUCAGAAUGGCUUUGACCCCAAAUACAAAUGCCAGUGCGACAUUUUGUGCAAGUUCUACGGAAGCUGCUGUAUAGAUUACGAUACCACGUGCCGAACUAAAAUUUCCCGUGGAGAUGCGUUUGACCUCCCUGAGAUAAAUCUGACCUCUAUAUUGAGUCCCCGGGCUUUUUCAAAUACAACGACAGCAGCGAGUAUCGCAGUAAUCCCUACCACCGUGGCCCAUGCCUCCACCCCAUUUCCUGACCCUGAGGCAGAAGUCUGCAGUGGAAAAUCAUUCGAUGCCUUCCUGCAGAUAAAGAACGGAUCAAUUUAUGCCUUCAGGGGUGAAUAUUUCUUUGAACUGGAUGAGAAGUCUGUGAUGCUGGGUUAUCCCAAGCUCAUAAAGGAUGUGUGGGGCAUUUCUGGUCCGAUCGACGCUGCCUUUACUCGAAUUAACUGCCAAGGGAAGAGUUAUAUAUUCAAGGGUAGCAAGUACUGGCGCUUCGAUGGCGACGUCCUGGAUGAAGAUUACCCGAGAGAGAUCUCAGUGGGGUUUGAGAAGAUUCCAGAUAAUGUUGAUGCUGCAUUUGCCAUUCCUGCCCCAGCAUCCCACAAAAAGGAGAAAGUCUAUUUCUUUAAAGGUGAACGGUAUUAUCAGUACUACUUCAAGCACCAGCCAUCGCAUGAGGAUUGUGACCGUAUAACCAAAGCCUCCCCGGCUGUUCUCUUUACUCACUACACUGGCAUGUACUGUGAAUACAACUGGGAUGACCUUUUCGAAUCGCUCUUCCAAGGCUUAUCAGGACAUCACAAAGGGCCACGGUUCAUUGCCAGAGACUGGGUGGGCAUCAAACCUCCAAUAGAUGCUGCAAUGGUGGGCCGCUUGUACCUGCACUCCAUACCUUCUUCACCUGCACCUACACCUUCACUUUCUGUAGCUUCAGGAAGACAUAGCAGGACCCAAAGCAGCUACAGGAGAAAGAACAAAGGCCAAAGACGGAGACUCAUCCAGUCAUACUUCUGGGAAGAUGCAGGUUUGGAUUACGAAGAGAGGUAUUUUGGAGCACAAAGGCAAAGUAAAGGCCAAAAGAAAAGACGUGGAAGACGCCCAGCUCUCUACGACUACAGCUACGACAACACCGACUACUAUGAUUUGGAGCAAGUGCAAGAGAAAGCAAUACCUGUGCAAAACGUCUACUUCUUCCAGAAAGAUAAAUACUACAGAGUGGAUCUCCAGACCAAACGCAUCGACUACGUAAACCCUCCAUACCCGAGAUCCAUCGGGAAGUACUGGCUGGGAUGUAAAGAGAAAGACCUGGCAGAGAAAAGAUGAAAAAAAGAACGACAUUUUGAAUUCAAAGCUGAAAAUGAUUAUUGAAGUGCUAGUACAUGAGACUGUAAUCCAAUAAUGGCUGCUAGAGGACAGAGUUAGGAAGUCCAUGAUGAAAUUUUGAUGAAAUUGCUGUUUGUAAUAAUCAGGAGAUUAUGGAAACAUGACUUUCUCCAUUUUUUCUCUUGUCCAAAAACAACAUGGAGGAUCCAGGGGUUAUUCAAAUCAGCCAUGUACCAUAUAUAUGCUAUCACAUGUGUUGGUGGUGUGUAUUUCUCUCUCUGUCCGGCACUCAACACUCUGUGACUUGUCCUGAUACAGUUUGCUGAUUUGGGUUCACUGUUUAAGAGUAAGAACCACCAACUAUGUAAACCAACAAGCUUUUUAAUAUGUAAUUACCACAUA